CCGCCAGCCUGUGUGAGCCAAGCUGUGCCUCCCGAGCUCGGCGGAGGUGGCGUCCUCCCGCCUCGGCUCCGCGCGGAGGCACUGAGGGCGUCAGUCCCCCUGCCCCCGGCGUCCCGGGGCGCUCAGCUUUGAGUUCCCCGGAAGCUCUCAGCGCCCCCUGCUGUGAUGUCAUCCUUCAAAGGAAGUCGGGCUCAGAAGCAAAGGCUGUCUGUGUUUGCCAAGGGACCACUGGAGAUCCCAUCUCCAACAGAGGCAGACUGGCCUAAGGAUGACGAGAAGGAUUUUGCCUUCUGGGACGUGGAUGAAGAACUGGACUUGCUGCCUCAGCCUUACCGAAUGAUCAACAAGCUGGUGAACCACCUAUUUGACCGCUCGUGGGAAGUCAUUGAGGAAAGAGAGGGUCUACUGGAAAUUGAGAAAACCCGCAUCCUGCCCACCGUCUACCCUCCAGCUGCAGAAAUCCAGCUCAACAAAAUGCCUGGUGGUAUGGCUGUUUCACAAGACUAUCUGUUUAUUGGAGGAGUCAAAGGAUUCUCAAUCUAUAAUCUGCACAAUUUCAAAAGAAUGUAUGUUUGGGAGAAGUUUAAGGUUGACGUUGUUUCCAUCUGGGCCAUGGAUUUGGGGAAUGAAGUACUUAUUGUUCCUGUGGAUGAACUAGGUAUUGUUAGAUUGUUUUACCUGUAUAAAGACUGUCUUUUCCCCCUCAAAGCCAUCAAUGAAACGGACGAUAUCAGCAAGCAAAGCACCUGUGUGAAGAUGGUACUCUCUCCGAGUGGGGACUACGCUGCCUUCCUCCUCCAAGGAGCUGGGGAUGUUUGGCUGGAAGUGUAUAAGUUGCCCAAGGAGACUUGGCUAAAGGAAGUGGAGCACCCACAGUUUGGUCUAAUUCAAAAGAAAAAAACCAAACAGCUGCAACUGAGUGUUCCUGACUCUGCUCUUCCAGAAAGUGUAGAAACGAGCUUGAGACCCAGUCUAAGCCCUUAUGCAAUCCAGGACUUAAACAUUUCUUUGAAAACUGACAUUAAAUUGAGUCCUCCAGUUUAUGUAAUGAAGAUUAAGCCCCCUAAGCCCAUAGCAGGCACCACAUUUAAAAGCCCCCUGGAGAUUUUUUCAAAGGUAGAAGACUACUGUGGGCUAGGCUCCGGGCAGAAUCACUUCAUUAAGGAUGCGCAGUGGGAGCAGCACAUGGAGAUCUUCUAUUCCUCCUACAAGAAGUACCUGGAAAGGGAGUGGGAAGAGGAGCCACUCAGUACGGCCACGUUCCACUUCUUUGCUAACUCCAUAUCCCCAACACCAGUGGAUGUCAAGAGCUCUUCAGGGGCAGCCUGUAUCCUCGGCGUACACUGGACGGGAAGUCAUAAUUUCUUCCUCUAUUCAAUGAACAAAACCCUGAAGGAUAAAACCGACUGUGAGAACGUGUGGCCCUGUGCUGCGCCCAUUGCCGUGUCUCAGAUCAGCAGCAACUCCUCUUACCUGGUCCUCGCCUGUGAGGAUGGUGUGCUCAUCCUCUGGGACCUGGCCCAAGGAUUCCUCUUUGGGGUCAUCGCUCUGCCCGAGGGCUGUUUCUGCCAAAGCAUUCACUUCCUAAGGUUCUUCCUGGUGCACGAAGGACGGAACAUGUAUCCUGAAGGCCGGGUGAAGUCUGAAAUGAUGUGUGUGGUGCUGUGCACUAAUGCUUCCCUCCACCUGGUGACAGCCAGCGGGACCAGGGGACCCACCAGCAAGGUGCUUGUUGAGAGGUCUACAAAGCACCUGGAAGAAGCCAUCUGUGUAGUGGCCCCAGCCCCAGCCUUGCCUGGCAUGGUGCUACUCUUUUCCAAGAACCACUCUGUGAGCCUCAUGGAUGUGGCCAAGGCUGAAAUCGUCUGUGCCUUUGCAGCCCCGGUGCCCCACCCAGAAGAGACGCUCUGGAAGCCCUUGUUUGUCGUGUCUCCACACCAUCCCUGUUUUCUGCUUCACGGAGCGCGCCCAGAGGGUGAUGCCACACCUACCGACGACGCCAAGGACACCCCAGAUUCUGUUUUCUGUUUUAAUUUUGAGGACUAUCCCCUCCUGAAAGAUAUCUCCAAAAACUGCACCAUUUCCCAAAAGGACUUGGAAUGUAGCCAGGCCUUCCCUCAGGUGUUACCACUGGAGAAAAGAUGUGAGCAAUUUCUCCAGAAGAGAAAGGAAGAGAGGGUCUUUGCCUGCGAUGCUAGUUACCACCCCCAAGCUGCGCUCCAGCCUCCUACCUGCUCUGCCUUUCCUACGGUGUGCUGAGCGGCUUCAGUGGUUCUCAGUGUCUCCUGGGAGGACGUGUGCCCCCUGAUGAAGAAAGAAACGUGGUCUCGUAGUUCUUGGAAGAGGAAAGGGAGAGGGGGAGAGGGGGCUGUUUGUCAACAGCGCCUGGGUUAGAGGUUUGGCAGCCUUGCUCAGGAGCUCUCUCAUUCUGGACCCUGGGGAUCUGCUCUUUAGGUAAAUGUAGGGAAAGGCUCAUGAUGUCUGCACUGUAAUCCAAAGGACCCAGGAAAGCUUUUAUAGAGAACGGUGAAGAUGGUAAUAGAUGGGGAAUCUGGGGAGAUGUUUGCAAGGGAGCUAAAGCGAAGGAUGGUGAGUUGGGUGAAGGUUCAUUGUGCUAUUUGCACCCUUCUAACAGGCUUGAGAGUUUUCCAAAGGGAAAGACGGAGAGAGGUGAGAAACGGUACCAUCCUGGUUUUGAGUCAGGAAGAUGGGGAACGUGCCUUUGAAGGAACACUAGUUACCGUGGGAUGAUGAGCAUGGGUUUUCUUUGUUUCCGCUGUCUGUAACUUUUCUAUAAAAAUCCUGCAUUGCUUUGGCAAGCAGACUGAAAACAACAGGGAAGGGAAGCCUCGCGUGUGAGAAUAGGCCAUGCUGUGGGGAGGAGCAUGCCCAGGGCCGGGGCCUGGGGUUUGCUGGUGCUCCCAGGGCAGCUGGGUGCUCUGUGAAUUAGCUCCCAGUUUAAUGAGCUUGCUUCCUUCCUGUCUAUUCUUAACCAAUCUCCUCCCUUUGUUAAUUAGAAAGGGUGACUUUUCCCACUUUACACAAAGGUCAGUAGACACCCUCCUGUGGAAAUAGACCCAGAAUCGCAGCUGCAAUCUGAAUAACUCACCUCCCUCUGGCCACGGACUGCCAUUUUCCACCAAAUGAUCUUGUCACAGAUAUCUGCUGAGCCCAACUCCAGCCCACAAAUGUUGCUUCUGGAAUAGAACUACCAAUUAAUACAGUCAAUUCCCACUGUUAUAAGAAUGAACUCAGAAGCCAGGCGUGGUGACUCAGGCCUGGAACCUCAGCACUUGGAGGGCUGAAGCAGAAAGAUGGGAACCUGAGGCCAUCUGGCUACUUAGAGAAACUGUUCUAAAGACAGAAAGAAAAUAAGUGUGUGUGUGUGUGUGUGUGUGUGUGUGCGCGCGCGCACGCGUGCGUGUGUAUACUUAUAGAAAUUUGGAAAACAUGAAUAUGCAAAAAAUAAAUUUAAAUAACCCAUAAUCCUACCACCCAAAAUUAUCAACACCACUGCUGACAUCUUCCUGGUCACUCGGGGUGACAUUUUCACUGAGUUAAGAUCAUGCUUCAUGCUCACUCUCUUAUCUGAGUUUAUAUUGCUCCCGAAUAUAACUUUCUGUGAGUGUGUGCAUGGAUGUGUGUGUCCAUAUGAUAUGCAUGCACACGUGUGUGGUGCCUAUAGAAGCCAGCACCACAGGUGUUAUUCUGCCUUACUCUAUAGGUACCAUUCACCCUGGGUAUUUCUGUUUGCUUGUUUUG
This is a messenger RNA of Mesocricetus auratus (golden hamster), 3762 nucleotides long. RefSeq names its product WD repeat domain 93 (gene Wdr93). NCBI's taxonomy places the organism in Eukaryota, Metazoa, Chordata, Mammalia, Rodentia, Cricetidae. The transcript is spliced from 18 exons. The record is from RefSeq and is a predicted model, not a curated record. Bases 166 to 2259 code for a protein of 697 amino acids. Gene Ontology annotation, biological process: electron transport chain. Gene Ontology annotation, molecular function: protein binding.